UCUGUUUUCACAGGAAAUUUAACGUUUACAUACAGUCUCUUUCAAAGUAAAUGCACCAUGUCGGUACAACACCGCCAAUUGACGCUUUUUUCCCUGAACAACAAAAACACAUGGUUAGGUUUAAGAAAAAAGAGGAAUCUUAUGGGACAUGAACACCGCUCUCUCUCAGGUGAAAGUCAACCCAUCCACCACCCCUCCUGCCUGCUCCACUUGGAUAGCCAUGUUAACUUUCGUCCUUGUCCAGCUGCAUUUCCCCCUGAUGCUGUUGGGCGCCGUUAAACUAUAAUGACAACCAGCCGCUUAUUGUGCCGAUGUUAAAAGGACGCCUGUUUUCAUUGGUUUCUUAUGCCACAAGUUACUGCCGAAGCGCCAGAUUUCGACGACUUCAGAGUGAGGCCGCGCUCAUUCUGCGCAGGCCUGGCUCUUCUUGAAUGAGCCUAGUGUUUUUUCAUGUGGCAGGUUAGCUCACUUUACAGUCCUCUACAUAGAACUCCCUAUGUAGUGAGUAGGGAGUGAAUUAUUUCGGACACAGCCCUGGUCUCCUUGCAGGACGCCCCGGUGAGAAAGCAGCUCAAUUUUGAGCCAUGAAUCCCCUUUAGCAUGGUUAACUACUGUUAGCUCUGUUAGUGCCGUUAGCAGUGACAGCACAUCUAGUGGUGCUAACAGAGUUAACAGUGCCAAAGGGAUUUAGCAGCUGAAAAUGAAGCCACUUACUCACCAUGGCUACCUGGAUAGAGACCAAAGGGUGGCCACCAUGUACUGCAGCAUGUCAUGCCAUCACCUGGAUGGGUUUAACUAGUGGUAAUCACUGACUGAGAGGCAGGGUGAUGCGUGCUGCAGAGUGACCAAGGCUAACGCUAGCUAAUCAGUGGAGACUGGAUGGUGGGCACUAUGUUUCCUCAUGUUAACGUGGCUAGCUGGCUGUCUGUCAGCAAAGCCAACAAAAAAUAAAAUAAAAGGCAACAUUUACAUCGGAAAACAUUAUAGUUUUACCAUUUCUGAAUGGUUAUUGCUUUGAUAUGCAGCCCUAAAGCUCACAGAGUCAAUGAAGGCUUCUAUUUCUGUUUUUUUUUCCUUAAAAAUGAAUCUGUUAGUUAGCAGUUAACGAGUGUGAGUGUGAAUCUGUAGUUUGACUAGUAUUUAAAUGUAUCAAAUAAAUGUAGGGUAGAGAAAAGAACAUGGAGGAGAAGAACAAAGUAGCAGAACAUGGAAAUACUCAAAGAACAAUUACAUCAAAGUUAUACUUAAGUACAGUACUUGAGAGUAAAUGUACUUCGUUACCUUCCACCACCACUGCAAACUGCAGAUUCAGACUAAUAAUAAAAAAAAAUAACGAACAAAAGACUUCCCUGCUACCUGCAAAAAAGCCCCACAUUUACCAGCCUCAACAUCAAAGUGAUAAACACAUUAAUGCAUCAGUAGUUUUAUUUGAUCUGAAAUGGACUGUUCUGCAUGACAGGUACCACCUGCUGAUGUGGCAAGUAACUGCACCUCACACAUAUAUUUUUUUACAGAUCCUGCUGCAGUAGGAAUUGGACAAAAUUAUGCGAAGACACAAAUGUCAUAUGACCCGCAAACUCACAGGAAGCGAUCCACAAAUGUGCAAAUCCAGUUUCACGUGUAAAAAUAGAUCCACAAAUGUAUAAAUAUGACUCCAUGUGUAGUUGCUAUGGCGAAACUCUUUAUGUUGGUAAUACCUGGACAUUUGUAUGUGUAAUUUAAGUACGUGUUUACAGAGUAAGUUAUGUGCAUUUGCAAAUCACGCUGUACUUUUGUGGAUAUGACUUUAAACAACACAAAUGUAGUUUGUAUAAUGGUAUAAGCAUUUGUGGAUCAUGGUACAUGUUUGUAGAUUGUCUUGUGUGGGUUACAAAUAAAAAGGUCCAAUAAAAACCUCCAUACGAUUUAGUAGGUGCUGCCAUCGUACAGUUUGCAUACAUUAAACUUGAUGUCGUACCCAGGUUUAUUAAAUCCAUGUUGCCCAGUGUAACCGCACUGAUCUUAUAUGAUUGCUAAAAUCUCAGUCUGUAGGAUGCUUUAGUGGGAAAUAUGUCACUGCACAGAAGCUAAAGACACUCUAACUUCUGUUUCAAAAGGACUUUUUGUACCUUUAAUAAUAUUUUCACAUAACUUAAUAGUUUCAGUUUGAACUACUUAUGUUGGAUGUUUUUAAAUUCUGCCUGAAUUCUUGCUAGCUGAGUCUGAGACUUCAUGAAACCACUUAAACAACAUUUAUGCUCUGAAAUACUUUUUGUCUUUGUUUGGCUUUGCUGACAGCGUCAAAUCAAACCACAACUAACUCGGUUGGAUGUCUUUUUUUUUUCGUGCAUGUGUGGGUGAGUUGGCUGGUGGUUAAUGUGGGGGGGACAUUGCUGUAAGCACAUUUCUGUUUGCUGGAAGUUGUUCAGACUUUGUUAAAAACCACUUUCACAAAGCUAUUAAAUCCCAAUAGUGUUUGUCUGCACCACAUCCUGGUACGAUAAAGCUAUUGCUGUCAGAGCCUUACAGACAAUAUUUCAUUUAAUUUCAUAAUACAGGCGUUAUUAGAGGGCAAAAUGCUUGAGCGGGACUGAGCAAUUGAUCACAUUUUUUGAGAGUAUUUCUCUCUUUUGUGACUUGCAAAGCAGGAAAUGUAAAAAUGUAAAAAGCAAAGUGGAGCCAAAAAUAUACUUUCACAUUCAGCAGAUAAAAGCCAUUAUUCUGGUUUGGUCAAAGUGCACAGACAUGCGAGGUGCAGCUGCAUGACAGAAAAGUGUGAAAACCAGAAGAGCUUUUCCUGCCUGACAGUCUCUCACACACUCGUUUGCUGCUGCAGCCUGCUGCACCCUCACCAACCCUCGACACACACAGGUGCCCAUCUUGCAGGCAACAUGGAGAGGGAGGGGAUGCUGGUAUGGUCUAUUUACUACGGGAGAAUUGGAAGCGAGGCCACAGAGAGGCUGCUGGAACGGUUUGGACACGAUGGCAGCUUUCUGCUGAGAGACAGCGAGACUAUGCAGGGGGCCUACUGUCUGUGUGUGAGACGAGCACCGUUUGUGUACACCUACAGGCUCGUGCACUCCACUGACGGCUGGGGUCUUCAGCAGGAUUCAGGAGUCAGACUUCAGAGGUUUCAGACCUUGGAAACACUGAUAGAGAGCUACAGAAGGGGUACAGCCUCUGAUGUCAGUAUAACCCCCCUCACAGACCCUUUGUACAAAACACAGCUACAGUACCCCAGCUUGGGACAAGAGUUUGUCUACAUGGAAACAUGUAGAAGCGGCCGCUCUGUCUAUUGAGGCCAUGCCUUUAGCCCGGCACACCGGCUGACUCCAUUUAUCAGGUGGACAAACAAGACGGCAGAAACAUGCAGCACAUCAAGAAUCUGUGUUCUGUCUGUCAGACGUUUUAUAUUUAUUUUUUUAAUCAGUGUUUAUGUGGCUUUAGAAUCAGGUUACUUGACAACAAUAUGAAAAAGAGGCCACUGUAGUUUGUGCAAACCAUGUCAGUGUCAAGUAGGUUAAGUAUUUCCCCAUGUGGGCCACAUACCGCCAAACUGGUGCCCUUUCCGUCCCCGGGGCGUUAUAUGAAAGUCACUGAAAUGUUUUUAAAAUUGUUGUCCAAGUGAGUGUGGAAACUUUUUUGUUGUUGUUGUAGAAAUACAUGCUAUCACACACUAUCUCUGUUGCUGUGGUUUUAUUUCGACCAUGUGUGGUCCGUCUGUGCGUGCGAGGGAGGCUGUGUUUGCCUGUCAGUACUAAAAUGGGUUUCAAACUAGUGGCCAGGUCAUCUGUGUGCAUUAUGAUUUUUUUUGUGCUGCAAAAGAAAGACAUUUUUACAUACUUUAAGAUGUUUUUUUUCUUCUACAAACAGACAGAAAAGUUUUAUGCCUUCAUGGGGAAGUCAUACUCAGGUACAGUGAUCGUGAUCUCUCGUGAUCUACACUCAUUUUUCUCCAUGUGACUUUACGUAUUCAUUUUUGCAACAGAAGGUUCUUCUCAUUCACUGUGAUACCCGACCUACAUUUUUGGGUCUUACAACAAGCUCCUACUGAUCUACUGCUCAUGUAGACAUGGUCAAGACACCCUGCUUAAGUUCGAACCCAGCAUCAGAAUGGGGAAGAAAGGGAAUUUAGGUGACUUUGAACGUGGCAUGGUUGUUGGUGCCAGACAGGCUGGUCUGAGUAUUAUUGGCUUUUUGUGUUUUUUUUUUUUUUUUGUGUCUGUUUUUAAUCUGUUAUUGUCCUGUUUAGGCUCCCGUAAAGAGUGUUCUCACUGGACCACCCUGUGUACAUAAAUGUUGAAUAAAUGAAAUGACUUUAAAUAAACACGUGAAAAUAUA
Messenger RNA from Epinephelus lanceolatus (giant grouper), 4320 nucleotides. Its product is annotated as SH2 domain-containing protein 1A-like. Gene Ontology annotation, biological process: regulation of signal transduction; regulation of immune response. Lineage: Eukaryota; Metazoa; Chordata; Actinopteri; Perciformes; Serranidae. The record is from RefSeq and is a predicted model, not a curated record.